AUGGCAUCAUCAUCGCACCAUGACCACACUCCUAAUCCCGUCCUCUAUAUCGGCAACCCCUUAGCCCACGCUCAUACCAAUUCCUCCAACUCAAUAUACUUUGCCCCCUUUGCUGGUGCUCUCCAGCCCGGUCUGUAUCGAGCUCCCAAGAAAAACAUAGCGAAUCCUGCACCUUUAGGACUUGCUGCUUUUGCAUUGACGACAUUUGUAUUGAGCUUGAUAAAUUGGCAUACGAGAGAUGUUUCGGAGCCGAAUAUUGUGGUUGCGUUGGCUUUUGGGUAUGGUGGGUUGGUUCAGUUAUUGGCGGGGAUGUGGGAAAUGGCAGCCGGAAACACGUUUGGUGCCACGGCAUUAAGUUCCUACGGAGGAUUUUGGAUAUCUCUCGCGAUUAUCUUGACACCAGGUGGAUUUGGAAUUCAAGCCUCCUAUGAAAAUCCAGUACAUUUUUACUAUGCGUUUGGAUUUUUCCUUAUGGGCUGGUUCAUAUUCACAUUCAUCCUCUGGAUCCUCACCCUUCGCUCCACCGUCGUCUUCUCCUUUCUCUUCUUCAUGGUCGUUCUCACCUUCCUAAUGCUCGGUCUCGCCUACUUGUAUCCUGGAGAAGCAGGUCCAAAUGUGGCUUUCCAAAAAGCAGGCGGAAUGUUUGGACUCCUAGCAGCGUUUGCAGCGUGGUACGUGACGCUAGGUGGAUUGGCAGAUGAUUCGAAUAGCUUUUUCACGGUGCCAGUGUGGCAUUUCCCAUGGAGUGAUAAGGGGAGAGAGACGAGAAGGGAGAGGAGUGGAAGUUUGGAGGAAGGGAGUGUUGGAGGGAGGAGGAGCGAGGAACAAAAGAUCAGACAAGCGAGUGCUUAG
Messenger RNA from Botrytis deweyae, 852 nucleotides. RefSeq lists its product as uncharacterized. The transcript has 3 exons. Lineage: Eukaryota; Fungi; Ascomycota; Leotiomycetes; Helotiales; Sclerotiniaceae. Gene Ontology annotation, cellular component: plasma membrane. Gene Ontology annotation, molecular function: acetate transmembrane transporter activity. The coding region runs from base 1 to 852 and encodes 283 amino acids. The record is from RefSeq and is a predicted model, not a curated record.